AUCAUAAUAAUAAUAGUUCCGGUGGUAAUGAUAAAAAUAAUACAUCCAUUUCAACAACUUCAAUUCCAACCACUUCAUCUAUUUCGACAACAUCGACAACGACAACAGGCAAUAAUAAUAAUCCAGCAAGUAGCAUAUUCUAUACGGCAAUGACUUGUUAUACAAAUCCAGAUAUUGGAUCAAAUAAAGAUCAAACAAAUUCUUAUCAUCAUCAUCCAACUAGUGGUGGUAGUGGUGCUGGUGAUCAUUAUCUUCCAUUAUCAUCAUCAUAUCAUCCAUCAAUAUCGAUUGAUCAACAACCAUAUCAAUUGGCCAAUUCAACAUCAACAUCAACGUCGUCAUUGAAUCGUUAUAAUGGACAAUCAUCAUUCAAUAAUGUUGAUGAUAAUAGCAAUAUGUUACAUAAUGGUGGUGGUGGUGGUGGUGGAAUCGUUGAAAGUGAAACAUUCUAUCAUGAAAGACGCCGUUAUCAUUUUUUACCGCAUUCCAAUUCCAAUUCAUCAUCAUCAUCAUCAUCUGUGUCAUCAUCAACAAAUUCAAAUUUAGAUUCCAAUAAUUCAUCAUCAAAUGGAUCAUCAUCAUCAUCAUCGUCUGUUGCCAAUAAUGCAUUAGUUCCAGUAACGGGUGAAAAUUCCAAUCAAUUACAAUCAUCAUCGACAACAACACAAAUGACAGAUCUGGUAAAUAAUCCAUUCGGUGCAAUAACGCCAUCUGGUGGUGGUCAUCAUACAACAGUAAUGCAAAGUUCAAUUAUAAAUCAAUCGAAUCAUUAUCACCAUCAUUAUCAUCAUUAUCAUUAUUAUUGUCCAACUAAUCUACAUUAG
Dermatophagoides farinae (American house dust mite) is the source of this 824-nucleotide messenger RNA. The record is from RefSeq and is a predicted model, not a curated record. Lineage: Eukaryota; Metazoa; Arthropoda; Arachnida; Sarcoptiformes; Pyroglyphidae.